Paramuricea clavata is the source of this 2197-nucleotide messenger RNA. The record is from the annotation of a GenBank genome assembly. NCBI's taxonomy places the organism in Eukaryota, Metazoa, Cnidaria, Anthozoa, Malacalcyonacea, Plexauridae.
AUGGCCGGUGAUUUCAAGUAUUUCGAUGUUCCGAUCACAACGAAUUGCGGUUAUGUUUAUUCGUGUAAACGAGCUGAGGAAGCUGUGAGGGAAUUCGAAACGCGAACAACGUCCAAGUAUUCCUGCUACAAAUCUAGAUCAUCCUUUGGCAAGACAGGUAUGUGAUCAUUAAUAAUUCAUGUUGAAAAUUGACUUUAUAAAUAUUGAUAAACCGGCAAGAUCGAUCGACUGGUUUGUAAGCGAUUUUGUUUGUUCUAUUUUACGUCGACAGAUUUGAGCAAAACUAAACAUUGGAUCCGUUGGGAAGAUGGUAAUAAGGACAUGUGUAGUAAUGCAGGACUGGAAUUUGAUGGCAUUCCUUUUAUAAUUCUGGAUGCAAAAUUACUUGACUGCCAACAUGGUGUGGAUCGGCACAACAGGAGAAAAAUUAAGGCGCAGAAUAACACAGUGAGUUGAGAAUAAAGUGUGAAGUUAAGCUUGGUAAAAGUAAUUCGGGGAUUUCAGACUGGUCCCUGUUUUUAUUGUCCUUGAGAGAAUGGUUGGGUGGGGGGGGGGGGUCGGUACGCCAUACACCAAGUUAGGUAUCAAGCAUAUUGACAUGAAUUAGGAACAGUGAUAUCAAAAAUUUUCUCCAUUUAUCAAAGAAAUUUUUCUAAAAUUCUGAAAAUUUUUUCUAAAAUUCUGAAAAAUUUCAUGGAUUUUCUAAAAUUUUUGUAAAUACACCUUAUUUUUUUUCUCCAAAUUGACAGUUAUUUUUGUAAAUUAACUUUCUCUGGUCCUAUGAAUUACCUGAAUUUGCGUUGAUUUACCUGAAUUUCUUCUGCAAAUCUACCUGAAUUUACCUGAAAUUGCUCAUAUGAGCAAUCAUUAGGGGGGUGUUACACCCCCCCCCCGGUCCCUACGAGCCUGUUUAAGAAGCACUUGUUUUCCCUCGGAACAUAGCUCCAUACCCCCCUUCCCAAUGAUCUCAAAGGCUAACCUAGUGAAAGUUAACCUUGUGAAAUGUGUGGAGGAGGUACGAUGUAUAAUAUUCUUUGUAUAAUCUUUUAUGUGGAAUUCUGCAAAAUCCCACCUCCUUGAAAUCACAUUUCAGGGAUCUGUAAUUCAAUCCCCCCCCCCGCCUAGCCAGUCUCAUGCCUUCACAUCGCCCCCUGUUAUGUCUUAACCUACACGGCUAAAACUAAUCAAAGUACAACUCAAAAUAUGUAUUGCAUUCUUCAUAAAUACAUACAACUACUCAUAUGCCAGAGUACAUAAACAACUAAAGUCCAAUAGUUAAUUUAUGCAUGUUCACAUGCACAUGAUAUGCACAGGAUGCAACACCCACUCCCCCCCCCAAAAAAAAAGAAAUCAUUAAGAGGAGGGGAGUAAAAAGCUAAGAAUUAUUGUCUAAUGGGUCAUUCUAGAGAAAACCACACCUCUCAAAUUUCCUGUGUGGGGUUUUCUGGAAUGUGGCCAGUUUUACUAACUUUAAUUAGCUCUAUCCAAAUACAUUCUACUGGUAGGGCAGUUAAUGACUCACUAAUUGUCAUCAAGGGCCUUGCAGUUAGGAAAAACCACAAUUUUGUAGUGAUGGAUGAAAUCCAGUUGGAGAGCUUGACACCAUUUCUUUAAGAAAACCAUGUGCCCUAAAUUUCUCAACUCUCUAACACAAGCGUUGAACAACUUGCAGUGCAUGAGGUUAAAAACACAAAAAGACUUUGGAUGAAUGUGGACUUUGCAACCAUAAAGAAGAUCUUUGUGCCAAUGAAUCCCUCGGGUUGUCACUGGAAUCUCUUGGUAUAAAGUUGGACUUUCCAACAUCACUUUUGCAUUACAUAACCAAUGUCCAGUCCUAUUGUUCAACUCUACUGUUUAGCCAUCAGCAAUAAAACUAAGAUAAACACAUAAAGCACAUAAAGUUAUAAAGAUUACAUUUGAAACAUCUGUCACCAGAUUAAGGUUUACAGUAAGCAUUAUAGAUUUAAAACAACACAGUGCAAAUUUGGAGACUUACAAGAAUAGCAUAAUUAGCAUUAGCAUUUUCUUGAAAAACUAAAUAUGAAAAAGUUCAAAUGUUUAGGUUUUGGAUGAAUCAAACAAAACCAGAAAUUAUUUUGAUCCAAUGAAUGGACAGAAAGAGGAAGAUCUUACUGAGAUGCCAAAACAUGCUUGGUUAAAGUAUAUGAUUGAUAAAAUAUGGUUAGUACUGUCAUAA